CCAUUGCUGCGCAUGCGCGCGCUGAUUGUUCUUUAACCCUGGCUGGCUGCUGGUGGCUGCUCUCUGUGAUCUCUUGUUUUUUCCCACCUGUGGGUGCGAUCUAGAGACUACCUGACUGAAACAUGGUGAAGAACGGUGGUUCUCGCUUCUUUUUCGGCCUCAUGGUGAUCCCAUGCGUAAUCCUGUGCUUUAUAUCGGUCGUCUCGUUCAGCACAUUUGCCGCUGAGAACAACAAGAUCAAGAGCAAAGUGCGGGCGGGAGACUCGAGCGGAGACUACUGCAUCUUGUUUGCGAAGAAUGAAGGCGAGUCCAAGGAAGGAGGUACGACAUACCAGGACAUAAUACUGGGCGAGGACGGUCCGUGUUCCUUCGCCAUCUGGGGGCAGGUGACGGUCUGCUUUGCGAGUAUCUUGCUGGGGACUCUGUACACGGUGAAGGCUCUGGUUGGAGUGAAAGUGCUCUCCUGCUUUACUUUGUUUGAGACGGUUCUCCUGAUAAUAACUGGAAUCCUGGAUUUCGUGGUGGCAAUAGUGAUCACUGCAGGACUAGACACGACAUGCCGCUCCUUUAGAGCCUCAGGAUCAUUAUGUGGGUAUACAACUCUCUAUGUGAACCACAACCAUAACGACAAAAUCAAGUUCUACCCAAACAUCAAUGCUUCUAAGGCUACUGCUUGGAUUGGGACGGUGAUACUGGGUAUCCUAGCCAUACUGCACCUGAUAAUGAUAUGUGCCUACUUCCGCAAACUGGGCAAGCGAGAAGAUCCUCCUCCGUAUGAGCCCAUGACAACUGAAGACGGUGACACAGAGAAAACGCCAGCAGCAGUGUAACCCCACAGCAACACAAUUGAACAAGAUGAUAGCUUUGUUUACCCCUUAUAUGCGAUGUGGAUCACUACGCCCUCCCUUUCAUAAUGUGUAUUAUACAUGUCAACGUUCCCUUUCAUUCGAUGUACACCUAUAGACUUUGAAAUGGUGGUUGAGUUUUGUGUGCGUGUGGAUCUUGUACUGGGAGUAGAGUCCGCCACUGGAGGGAUUGGUGUAACAGAAGAACACACGACCAAUCCGAGAGUGAAGGAGCGCCAUGCUGCACAUGAUGCAGGGCUCAGCUGAACAGUAGGCGUCACAGCCAGUACAGAGAUACUGGAGCUUGGGACGUUUGGCUGGAGGACAAUCUCCUCUCUCAGUGGCCACAC
Geodia barretti is the source of this 1195-nucleotide messenger RNA. NCBI's taxonomy places the organism in Eukaryota, Metazoa, Porifera, Demospongiae, Tetractinellida, Geodiidae. The record is from the annotation of a GenBank genome assembly.